Exophiala dermatitidis NIH/UT8656 is the source of this 2172-nucleotide messenger RNA. RefSeq lists its product as uncharacterized. Lineage: Eukaryota; Fungi; Ascomycota; Eurotiomycetes; Chaetothyriales; Herpotrichiellaceae. The transcript has a single exon. The record is from RefSeq and is a predicted model, not a curated record. Bases 268 to 1815 code for a protein of 515 amino acids.
AUUGCUACUACUAUAGUACUCCAGUUCCCUGCCGAAUCAUUGGGGACUCGUGAUAUCUCCGCGAGGUGGGCAGAAGAACAAGAACUCCUUGGAGUCGUCACGCUAAGGUUAGGUGGUUUGCCAAAGGUCUCUGUUUUCCACACGUUCUUUUGCACUACAGUGAGCGCAGUGCAGAAACUGUACAAUAACCGCCCACCACUACUUAGAUUGGGCAGUGGACACACGUAUUUGGGUAUUUGGGUCCAGUCGACUUUUGAGGCUGUGGAAAUGGACGGAUCACAGGAACAGGAACAGGAGCAGGCUCAGACCAAGGCUCAGGAUCAGCCUAAGACUGACGCAGAAGAGUUCCAACAGUAUCGAGUCAAAAGUACCGCCUACUCCCUCACUGCAUCACAGGUCCCUCGUCUCCUAGAGGCCAAAUUGGGCCCUCUGAUGCCCUGCUCCCUCCCACUGUACAGGAGGAUCCAGUUCCAUUUGAGUCGACAGCAGCAGCCGAUCUUUGAGUCGUCGACCACAAAGGUCUUUGUGGCCGUUGCUGCGGAUGGGGAUGCGGAGGAGGAUAUCUCACGGUAUGAUGACGACGCCGAAUAUAUCGACAAGUGGCUGGAUGAGAAUGAGAACAGGAGCCCUGGUCCUACUACUUCUUCUUCUUCUUCAGCUCCCUGGAUCGCAGCAUACAUCGACCUAGAACAUUACGGACAGACGCAAGUCUGGGUCUUUGCGAGCUGGGAAGAUCAGCGUCAAUACCAAAAUCAAAAUGCGCCGCUGGCUGCUGAAUCUGACCAAGAAGACGACGACGACGUCAAACACACCGCCACCGACACCAGCCACGAUCCUGAUCCUGAUCCUCGCCACAAAUCCCUCAUGACCGCUUUGUUCAACUACAUCUACACCACUCUCAUCCCGCAAAUGCCCACCGAACCCAACGACGAAUGGCUCGUCCUCAAACGCACGGGAAAAUCACUGACGCUGCCAUACUCGCGCAACAAGAUUUUGUUCGGGACAAUCAAUACGAGACUAUUACAGUGGAUUCCGGAACAAGCUCGAGCUAGAAUCGACGAUGGGUAUUUGAAAUACGUUUUCACGAUCAACAACAGCAAUGACAACGACAAACCGCCUUCUUCCUCUUCCGAUCCGUCGUCAACGUCAUCAUCAUCAACAACCUGCUCGUCAUCGUCAUCGUGCCCCUCCUCCUCAGCGUCGAAUACUUCGUAUUCUCCGCUACCACCAGGUUACGUCUUCGGCCCGAUGCGUUCAGAACACUUACAAACUGUCCUCGAUCGGUCCGUGAUUCCGCGGACCUUGAGGACGUUGAAACAGUUGCCUUCGGUGGGUGUUUUCAUUGAUCCUUCAAGUCAACCAGCAGAGUCGGGCUCGAACCGUGACCCUGAAGCUGCAGAUAGUGAUAGUACUGCUCGACCAGUCGCAUGGGGUUUCCUCGGCAAAGACGCCAGUCUAUCAAGUCUGCAUACGGAACCGGAACAUCGGGGGAAAGGUCUAGCUGCGAGUCUUGCUAGGGAACUUUUGAGACGAAGCGCCGGCACGAGCACGAGCACACCAAUGCAGACACAGACGCAGACGCAGACUCAGACUCAACCGAGCUUGAAGAUAGAUCAAAAACACGAGCACAACAACUUGAACUCUUCAAAUCGUGGUGGACCUGGCUCCGCAAUUUACUUCGCUCACUCGGAUGUGUCUGUCUCCAAUAAGCAGAGUCGACGGGUCAUGGAGAAGUUGGGCGGGGUGCCGAUGUGGAAAGUGGCGUGGGUGGAGGCGGAUUUGGGUGUGGUUUUGGAGGGUUUGGGUCGGUCAUGAUAGAUGAGAGAGAAAUGGUGAUGAAGGUGAUGAGAAGACGAUGGUGAUGAUGAACAAGGCCAGAUGGUGAUCGAUAUGAGAUGGAGAUCACGACGAAGAUUAAGACGUAAGACCGAGAUCAGAUACACAGAGAGAUCAGAUGAAGACCGACAUCAAGACCAAGAGAGGUUCAAAAUCAUUCCGACACAUACAUAUAAACCUAGGUAGCUGCAUGUCGCAUGUUGUAUUGCGUAUCCAAGUCUGAUUAAAGACAGUGCAUUCAAUAUCUUCUGCCAAGCUCUCUCGAAAGUUGAAAGUUCGUAGUAUUUCCAAUCACUCUUCCAAAACGAUGGCACAACAAUAACAUAUAUUCUCUCA